Messenger RNA from Osmia bicornis bicornis, 2206 nucleotides. RefSeq names its product peroxisomal N(1)-acetyl-spermine/spermidine oxidase. NCBI's taxonomy places the organism in Eukaryota, Metazoa, Arthropoda, Insecta, Hymenoptera, Megachilidae. The record is from RefSeq and is a predicted model, not a curated record. Gene Ontology annotation, molecular function: polyamine oxidase activity.
UUUUAACUUCGUGGUUAUACACACGGUGGAUGAAAAUAUAUGAAUAGAGGAAUUAAAUAAUAACGUCGAAGGUCGAAAGCUGACUAAACGUAAACAUAACACAACUGGAUAUGUUGGCGGGUGCCUGGUAUUAUUUUCUCGUGAAAAAUACUAUAAAACGAACGAAAACUCGUCGUAUAAGAGGUAUGGUCUCUUAUUAAACGAAUAAUAUAAUGUUCAGAUAUUUAAUUUAAAAUGAGGCGCGUAAAAAAUCAAGUGAUAAAAAAAAUAACUAGUAGAAAUGUGUAUCGUGUUCUCUGAUGCACUUGAAAGUCGAAGACAUCGAAGAAUCCUAAGUACCCUUAUUUUCUUACAAAAAAUCUUAAAAUAAUCCUGCUAGGAAAUGAAAUUGUUGAAAUGGAGAUAUAUUCGUGCCUAAUUUUCUGCAAAUAAAUUUUAAUAAGCUGUUCAAGUACGUUUUAGCAUUGACAGCUGAUAUGGUAUGAUCAUGGCGGAAUCUACGAAGAAGGCAGAAGAUGAUAAAGUUAAGUGUAAAAUUUUAAUUGUUGGCGCUGGUAUGGCCGGAUUAUCGGCCGCAAAUCACUUGCUAAAAAAUCACGAAACUGAUUUUUUGAUUGUCGAAGCGCGAGGCCGGAUAGGUGGUCGGAUCGUUGCCAUAAAACUCGGCAAUGAGAAGGUAGAAUUAGGAGCAAACUGGAUUCAUGGAGUAUUAGGAAAUCCAAUGUUUGAAUUAGCAAUGGCAAAUGGAUUAAUAAAUAUCGUACGUGUACCAAGGCCUCAUAAAGUAGUAGCAGCUAUGGAAGAUGGAAAACAAUUGCCUUUUCCAGUUUUACAAGAAAUUUAUGAAGCUUAUGUAUGUUUUCUAAGACGGUGCGAAGAGUACUUUCUAAGCUCUUAUAGCCCUCCAGAUGGUAUAACCAGUGUUGGAGCACACGUAGCACUGGAAGCUGAAAUUUAUUUAUCCUCGUUACCAGUUGAAGAAAGAAAAAUUAGACAACUAUUGUUUGAUUGUUUACUUAAAAGAGAGACCUGUAUUACUGGCUGUGAUAGCAUGGAAGAUGUUGAUCUCUUGGAAAUGGGCUCUUACGCAGAACUUCAGGGUGGAAAUAUUAGUCUUCCAGAUGGAUACAGUGCAAUAUUGGAACCAGUUGCAAAACACAUACCAAAAACUAGCAUUUUAACUAGACACGUAGUUACUAAAAUAAGGUGGCAAAGAAAGAAAUGCGCGGACAAUGCAAAUAACGAUAAUAAUACACCCAAUAAUACAAAUACAUGUAUCGAAAUACAAUGUGGAAAUGGAAAAACAAUCCUAGCAGAACAAGUAAUUUGUACAUUGCCAUUAGGAGUACUUAAGGAAAAUGCUAAAGAUAUAUUUGAACCGCCUCUACCAAAUUACAAACUUGAAGCCAUAGAUAGACUUCUGUUUGGUACUGUAGAUAAAAUAUUUUUGGAAUAUGAGAGACCAUUUUUGAAUCCUGGUGUAUCUGAAGUUAUGCUUUUGUGGGAUGACAGAGGAUUGACAGAAGAGGAGAAACAAGAUGUUAGUAAAACGUGGUUUAGGAAGAUAUAUUCUUUUACGAAAAUUUCAGAAACUUUGUUGUUGGGAUGGAUAUCAGGAAAGGCUGCUGAAUAUAUGGAGAAGUUAAGUGGUGCAGAAGUCGCAGAUGUAUGCACAUCAAUAUUGAGAAGAUUUCUUAACGACCCAUUUGUGCCGGCACCAAAGAAUUGUUUGCACACGUCGUGGCAUUCACAGCCGUAUACGCGCGGUUCCUACACUGCUAUGGCUGUUGGAGCAAGUCAAUUAGAUAUUAAUCGUUUAGCUGAGCCUAUAUUUCAAGAGGAUGAUCCUACAAAAAUUGCUGUAGCAUUUGCAGGUGAACAUACACAUUCUUCCUUUUAUAGUACUGUACAUGGAGCAUAUUUAACUGGCCGAACCGCUGCCCAAGCACUUCUAGAAUCGCAAAAGAAUGAGAAAAAUUUGUUGAGUCUCAGUUGUGAAGACACAAGCGAUCUCAGUUCGUGGAUACAAGGAAUUUCCUUGAACUAAACAUUGAAAUUGUUCUUUGUCGACGUUUACACAUUAUUGAGCACAAUUUAUUACCGAGGUACGAACAAUAUUUUACACACUGUCGAGAUCGAUAACAAUUGUGAUUUAUAGGUGUUUAGUAUUAAGCGAAACGUAUAAACUAUUUUAAUUUUGUAAAUA